This is a messenger RNA of Tyto alba (common barn owl), 4336 nucleotides long. It is a transcript of the gene OLFML2B, whose product is annotated as olfactomedin like 2B. The coding region runs from base 1433 to 3298 and encodes 621 amino acids. Lineage: Eukaryota; Metazoa; Chordata; Aves; Strigiformes; Tytonidae. Gene Ontology annotation, biological process: signal transduction. The transcript is spliced from 7 exons. The record is from RefSeq and is a predicted model, not a curated record.
UACCCCCUGGGGCACCCCAACUCAGUCUCAUGGCUGCGCUGGGCAUCCUAGCUGAAGGUUUCAGUCCCAUCUGUGCCUUUAAUAAUGUCCUGUGGAAAUUCAUGGACCAUCAGAUCAUCUAAGUCCACAGCAGGUGAAGGGAAAAAGCCAGCAAGGUGGUGUGUGCAUUGGUAUGGUCUUUUGGGGAGGGUCAACUUGGUGUUGGCAGGGAGGUAGCUAAAUCUAAGAUCUAUUUUUGUGAAAUCGCAGCAUGCUGCUCCUCUGCUUGUAGGCACAGAUGUGUUUUGGGGUGGCUUGGGUGCAGAGUCCAUGUAAGGAGCCUGUUCAGGAAGUUUUGGGAGGUGGUUAAUAAAGUCUGCAACCUUUGUGCAUUGAUGGAAAUUAUCCAGCCUGGAGGGAAAGCGCCUGUCUCCAGUGGCUGUCUGGCAGGUUGCGUGCAUUGUAUCGGUUGUCUCCGUCCAGUUCUUGGUGGAAAGUGGAUGCCUAGCCAUAAAACAGUCCUUGUCUCUUAAUGCUCCCAUUUUAUCUGGCCCCAAAAAAUCUUUCCUUUGCUGUCAGCUCUGCAGGGAGACUGCAGAGGCCGGGGUGGAAACUCAGAGUGCUGCCAGCAGCGCUGCCUGUACUUCUCCCAUGUUUAUGGAGCUCUGUUGACCAGUUUGUAGCUGCUGGGAGAAAAUGUCACCUCCUUGUAGUAAUUCCCAUCAUUGAAAAUACUUCUUAGCCUUCAAGGCUGUAAGGUCUGCAGUGCUGUGGGGACAUGUGGGACCGGAGGGAGCAGACACAUGGGAUCUGAGGCUGGGAAUGGCCUGGGAGCCCUUCUCACCAGCUCAUUCCUUGCUCAGCGCUGUCCUCUGCGGAGCAAGCACCAGGAACUGUACAAAUUGCAGAGUGAGGGUAUUGCUGCCUGGAUCCCUAUGGUCUGUGAGCAAGGGCUGAUGCUGGGCAGGGCGUGGGGACACAACCCUUCCCACUGCGGGAAGGGGGUGAGUUAAAUGUAGGGCGUCUCUGAAAUGGGUGGUUGAAGGAGAAGGCAUCAUCCCUCUGAUAAAGUUGUUCUCCAGGGAAGCAAACUGUUACCAGGCUGGCACUGAGUUUCAGUUGCUUCACUCUUGCAUUUGUGAACAUUUUAAAAAUUUUUAACAAGUUUCUUCUUGUUCCAGGAAAAAAAGCGCAGGAUGGCACGAACUCAGAGGCUGAUCUCAAACUCACUUUUAUUUGAGCUGCUGUUCUCUUGUUGCCUGUUUUGCUGCCAGUCACGUCACUGAUGGAGUAGCUAAGCCUCUGGACUUGUGAGAGAGCCUGCCUAGAGCUGGCAAGGAGGGCAGUGCUUCUCCUUGCUCUCCUUACUAAUCCCCAGCACCCAAAACAAGCUCCCGUAGCCCUGAAGCUCUGUGGAGGUGGUGUGCGUUGCUCUGCAUGCUGUGCUCUGACCAUGGCAGCAGUACGGCAGGGCUGUCUGUCCUCCAUCGUUGAGAUGCUGGAAAGUGCCUUUUAUGGCUUAGACCUUCUGAAGCUGCACUCGGUCACAACCAAGCUGGUGGGUCGGGUGGAAAAGCUCGAGGAGGGCAUGUCCAGGAACUUCACGCAGGAAGGCUACCGGGCAGGAGCCAACGUGGCGGAGGGUCCGCAGGAUGCCCACCGCAGGGACAGGGAGAACUGCUCCAGCCUCAUCACCAACAGCCUUGCCGACAUUGAGAGCUCGCUGCAGCGGGACGCCGAGGCUGCCUACACGCACGCAGAGGGCAAAUAUGAAGAAAGAUUCCUGAAAGAUGAAACCAUCUCCCAGCAGAUCAACUCUGUCGAGUCCCUCUCAGAGCUGCAUCUCUCUCCGGAGGACGAGAAGCCCAAGCAGCUCUUGCAGAGGAAGCUGCACGUGAGGAGCCGGCCUCCUUCCAAGCCCACCAUCGUCCGAGGGGUCACCUACUACAAAGCCCAGUCCACCGAGUCGGAGAAUGACAUUGAGGAGCAGCCGGACGAGCUCUUCAGCGGGGACAACACCGUGGACCUGCUGAUCGAGGACCAGCUCCUGAGGCCGAGCAGCAGGGCGGGCGAGGGCGUGAGGAAGCCCUCCCCGGUGGGAUGGCCGCCCACCCCUGACAGCGAACCCACCACCCCGCCGGCUGCCGACACUGCUGCGACGGCCACGGUGCCCCUGUCCCCUGCCACGUCCCCGGGGCCCACGCUGGGCCCCACCACUGUGAGCCAGCUGACCCCCAUCCCAGAGACCACGACUGCCCCAGUGGGGCUGGUGGAGGAGGGGACCCCGCAGCUACUGGCAGCCUUGGCCAGCACGGUGGUGGCCACAGUCACGAAGAGCUCGCCCACAGCUGCCACCACUGUCCCCAGCCCUGCUGUGGCCACCACCGCUGGGACCUCAAAGGACGUGGGGACAAGCCCUGUCCCAGAGAGCAUCCCAGAAGCCUGGGCACAGGUGAGCACCCCAGCGACGCCAGUCAGCCCCACAAUCCCCGCCACCCCGAAGCAGGCCCUGGAGGAGGAGGACAUCAGGAACAUCAUCGGGCGCUGCAAGGACACGUUGUCCACCAUCUCGGGGCCCACCACCCAGAACACCUACGGGCGCAACGAGGGGGCCUGGAUGAAGGACCCCCUGGCGCGGGAGGAGCGGAUCUACGUCACCAACUACUACUACGGGAACACGCUGGUGGAGUUCAGGAACCUCGACAACUUCAAGCAAGGUCGCUGGAGCAACUCCUACAAGCUCCCCUACAGCUGGAUUGGGACGGGGCACGUUGUUUACAAUGGCUCCUUCUACUACAACCGGGCCUUCACACGCAACAUCAUCAAAUACGACCUGAAGCAGCGGUACGUGGCCGCCUGGGCUAUGCUGCACGACGUGGCCUAUGAGGAGUCCACCCCGUGGCGGUGGCGAGGCCACUCGGAUGUGGACUUCGCCGUGGAUGAGAACGGCCUGUGGGUCAUCUACCCGGCCAUCAGCUACGAGGGCUUCAAUCAAGAGGUGAUUGUGCUGAGCAAGCUGAACGCGGCCGACCUCAGCACCCAGAAGGAGACCACGUGGCGGACGGGGCUGCGGAAGAACUUCUACGGGAACUGCUUUGUCAUCUGUGGGGUCCUGUACGCGGUCGACAGCUACAACAAGAGGAACGCCAACAUCUCCUACGCCUUUGACACGCACACCAACACGCAGAUCAUCCCCCGGCUGCUCUUUGAGAACGAGUACGCCUACACCACGCAGAUAGACUAUAACCCCAAGGACCGCCUGCUCUACGCCUGGGACAAUGGGCACCAAGUCACCUACCACGUCAUCUUUGCCUACUGAGACCGCCCUGCCACAGUGGGACACUGCAAGCCAGAGGCCACCAGCACCUUUUAUUAUUAUUUUUAUUGUUAUUAUUGUUAUUUUGUACAAAUCAAAGAGUAAAUGAUGGGUUUUGUUUCAAGCUGUUUUUUUUUUUUUUUUUUUUCUUUUUUAUGGCGGAUUGUAGAUCAAUCCCCAGGCUGGAACCACCCCCUUCGUCUUUGCUGUAACCUUGCUUCUGAUUUUCCUUCCCUGGAGGAGGAUGAUCUCCUUUGGGAGGGCAGACCCAGCUCUCCUUCCCCGGGGAGGAGGAUGUGGCCCAGACGUGGUCUUCCUGGUGCGGUUUUUAACUGAAGCUGAUCAGCGGGAGCCCCAGCACCGGUGUGAAUGAAGCUGGCCUUUCUGCUGCAGGCACCAGGUCCCGGCGGGGUGCUGAAUGUCUGCCUGUCCCAGGGGAGGACGUGCACGUCCCAUGGGAAUGUCCCAUCUCUCGGGACCUUCUUCCCGGCCGCUGGCCAGCAGGCCCUUUGGAGAUCCUGCUGUAGAACGGGGCUGCGAGCGCCGCUCCGGCAGCCCCCGGUGCUGGCACUUACGCCGAGGACUGUCCCCUCUGGCCGGGGCUCUGCCCUUUGCAACCUGCUUUGGGGGGGCCAGGCACGCCUUAAGCCCUGACUCACGUCUGCACCCAGCUGGCGGCGGCGGGGGGGAUGCUGUAAAUAGGUGUAGAUGGCUUUUGUUUGUUCAUUUUUGUAACCCAAAAUAGUCCCCUUUUUGGCAUUUGCUGGGCGAAGGCUCUGCUCGGCCGGGUGCUGGGCUGCCUGGGUGGGGAGCUGCGGGGCUGGGGGAGCCCGGGAAGGGCUGGGGGAGCCCUUGCUCCCCGUUCCACUGCCGCUCCGUCUCCCGUGGGGUCUCAGCCCGUGUGCCCUCCCGUGGCCACGCUCGCCCCGGUCCCGGGUGUUGGCCCUCGGGAGCCCCCGCAGAGGCACAGCCCCUGCCCUUCUGCGCGGCAGCAUCUUGUAUUUACCUGCUGUCAACAAUAAAAGAUCAAGUACCUUUGCA